Molecule: messenger RNA, 1044 nt
Organism: Sclerotinia sclerotiorum 1980 UF-70
Lineage: Eukaryota; Fungi; Ascomycota; Leotiomycetes; Helotiales; Sclerotiniaceae
Exons: 2
Coding region: 1-1044 (347 amino acids)
Source: RefSeq, a predicted model, not a curated record
AUGUUGCCAACUGUAUCGCUCCAAGCCCUUCCAACCCAGCAAAGCAAUACUAGUAGUUCAUCAAUUGCAUCAAGGUCUCAGGCAGUUCCCCAAACACCACCCUCACAUUUGAGUGGCCAAGCCCAGGUUCAAUUGCAAGUUGCGGUAGGACAUCAAAACCCACAAAGCCAGCAACAUGCUGCAUUUAGCAAUCAAAUCAAUCAAGCUGGCCAUUUUACUAGCAACAACAACAGCACACUUUUUUCCCAAUCGUCGAGUAUAAGUCUCCUGAAACGAUUCGUCAAGAAUUUCACAACCUGGGAUAAAGGAACAAUCAUUGCUGGAGUCGCGAUUGUAGUCAGUACUAUUAUAUCAUACUUCGCUUUAAAGUUAGCAAUUUGGACGGCAACUAAAGAUUAUAUCGAAUAUUGUCAAGGAGAAGAGCCAAUUCAGGAAACGAGCGUUCAAUGUCGAAAAGCAGCCGCCCAAAGUCUGCCCCCGCCUCCUUUCUAUCAAUAUACCGGUACUGUCCUCCGUCGGACAUGGACCGGGAGAAUAAUUGGAGCUACCGAGUCAAAAACGCAAAAUGAUUAUUAUAUUUGGGGAUAUGCUCUCAUAGCAUAUACAAUGUUUAAUUUUGCAUGGACUUUCUGGUCUUCAAGACGCUUGGAAUCCUCAAGAGCUUCGGGGUUGCCUAGUGAAGAUGACAUGGAACAACAGCUCCAACAGUUCCAACAGCUUGAUGGAUAUAUCACAGAUCCUGAUGUUGCUUGCACUAUCGAAUUUUCAAACCCUUUGAGACCCUCAUCCAUAGAAGAUUCGGAUUUCCUGGUACCAAUUGACAUGGUACAACAGCCGCAACAGCUCGGUAGUCUCAGUACCGAUCCAUGGCCUAUGAACUUAGCUGGAGAAGAUAGAUUCGCUGUUGCUUCUGAAGGGAGUCUAAGCUUUGGAUCAGGCACGGCUAGUGGCAUGAAUCAAGACAAUGCCCGGCCGGGCAAGCUGCGUCAAAGGAUGGGAAAGAAAGCGAUUGAAAAAUUGAGAAGUGGCGUAACAGAAGGCUAA